AAUACAAUAUAACCUUUGAUUGGUUACUUAGAUGUAUUCCUCACAGCAGAUGAUUUGGUCUAAAAACAAUGACACAAAUGUCACAUUCUCACCAAGUUUAUUGGAACGUGUUUGGGGAUAUAUAGUGUACUCAUCAUUCGUCAUUGACCCUAUUCAUCAGAGUAAAUAAUCGUUCAUCUUUCUCUUGUUCUACAGACAUAAUUUCAAGUUUUUCGGUUCAGAUUCAGCACAAAACUCAGCAACUGUCUAUAGUAUAGUUCAGGUUCAGCACAAGAAAAGCAAAAAUGGGUUUUCUAGAGCUUUUGGAAGCGGCUUCUAUGCCGGUUAUUCAAGUUCUGCUUAUUAGUGCAUUGGGAGCUUUUAUGGCUACUCACUAUUUCAAUAAUCUUCUUUCAUCAGAUUUUAGAAAAUCCUUAAACAAGGUUGUGUUCUUUAUAUUCACCCCUUCACUCGUGUUUUCAAGUUUUGCCAAGAGUGUUUCACUUGAAGACAUGAUCUCAUGGUGGUUUAUGCCUGUUAAUGUUGGACUCACAUUCUUAAUUGGAGGAAUUUUAGGAUGGAUACUCGUGAAGUUACUAAAGCCUAAUUUGAAAGUCGAAGGUCUUAUUAUUGCUGCAUGUUCAUCGGGAAACGUAGGAAACCUACCUAUUGUGAUUAUCCCUGCAAUAUGUGAUGAGAAAGGAGGUCCAUUUGGUGCACGAGAUGUUUGCCACAGUCAUGCAUUCUCAUAUGCAUCUUUCUCUAUGGCACUUGGUGGUAUCUUCAUAUGGACCUAUACUUAUCAAACUAUAAGAAGCAGUUCAAUGAGAUUUAAGGCACUUACUGAGAUCGUAAAGGCACCAAACAAAGAUCAUGAAGGAAAUGCAGAUACUCCUCUUCUUAAGAGAAAAGACGAUGAAAACACAGCGAUAGAAGUGGCACCGUCGAGUUAUAUUGAAGACUCCGAAAGCCAAAUUAUUCAUGAACAAGAUCGGUAUAUUGUAUUGAAGAAGGAGAAUCAAUCAUUUCUCGCUAGAACGAUAGAAGUUCUAUGCGAUCUUGUAGCAGAGCUAACGUCACCACCAGGAAUCGCUAUAUUUUUCGGUUUCCUCUUUGGCGCGGUCGCAUGGUUAAGAAACCUAAUCAUUGGAGCCAAUGCUCCAUUGAGGGUAAUCCAAAACACACUUGUAUUACUUGGGGAUGGAACAAUCCCCUGCAUCACACUUUUACUUGGUGGAAACCUCACUCAAGGCUUGAAAUCGUCAAGUGUAAAACCAUCGACACUCAUCUGCAUCAUCGUAAUCCGGCUUUUCGUGCUACCUUUUAUUGGAUUAUUUAUUGUUAAAACCGCGGCAAAUUUUGGCCUUCUUCCGGUGGAUCCUUUGUUUCAGUACACUCUAGUGAUGCAAUAUGCAAUGCCACCAGCAAUGAAUAUUAGUACUAUGGCACAGCUGUUUGAUGUAGGAAAUGAAGAGUGUUCUGUUAUUCUGUUGUGGACAUAUAGUGCUGCAGCCAUAGCACUCACUGUUUGGUCAACCUUCCUCUUGUGGCUAUUAUCUUAUUAAUGUGCAUUCAGUUACCGAGUUCCGAUCUAAGAUCGGUUUGGUUUGGUUUGGUUUUCAUCAUAUGUUUGAUGUAAAUUACAAAAUGUUACAUUUGAGUUUGAGUUUUCUAUAAACAGUGAUGAAAAUAAUAAAAUUUAUUUUCAUUGUUUCAGUACAAAAGUUUGGCAAAUAGAACCUAAGAUGAAAAAAGAAUCACCUCUCCUGUGUGUAUAUAAGAUGAAAGUUUUGAAAGUUAUUCUAGUUAUAAUGAAAGUAUAAA
This is a messenger RNA of Vicia villosa (hairy vetch), 1803 nucleotides long. RefSeq names its product protein PIN-LIKES 7-like. Gene Ontology annotation, cellular component: membrane. Bases 285 to 1544 code for a protein of 419 amino acids. The record is from RefSeq and is a predicted model, not a curated record. Lineage: Eukaryota; Viridiplantae; Streptophyta; Magnoliopsida; Fabales; Fabaceae. The transcript is spliced from 10 exons. Gene Ontology annotation, biological process: endoplasmic reticulum to cytosol auxin transport.